ACCUCAUGCCCUUUUUCUUGUCGUUGCACAGUGGUUUGAGCCAUCGCAGUUUGGGACGUGGUGGUCAGUCCUGUCUACAAGCAUGAACUUGGCUGGAGGCUUAGGCCCUGUCGUCGCCGCUCUUGCAUCUCUGAACUACGACUGGCGUGUGACUCUGUCCUGCUCCGGCUUCAUCUGCGUGGUUGCCUCUUUCCUUUGCCUAGCCCUGAUUAAAAAUGAGCCAUCGGAUGUUGGGCUGCCCAACAUUGACCAAGGAGCCAAGAAAGGGAAGAAAGGUUCCUCCAGUGACAACAGCACUUUGACAGAGCUGCUGCUCUCGCCGUACCUCUGGGUGCUCUCAACAGGCUACCUGGUCGUUUUUGGAGUGAAAACGUGCUGUACCGACUGGGGACAGCUCUUCCUGAUCCAGGAGAGGGGACAAUCCGUGCUUGUGGGUAGUUCCUACAUGAGUGCCUUGGAGAUCGGCGGUCUGGUGGGAAGCAUUGCUGCUGGAUAUCUUUCUGACAGAGCAGUAGCAAGAGUGGGUCUGUCGAGCUACGGGAACCCCCGGCACGCGCUCCUGCUUUCCAUGAUGGCCGGGAUGUGCGUGUCCAUGUUUCUCUUCCGAGUCACGGUCACCAGCGAGUCUCCCAAGGAAAAUCACUUCUGGACUGUAGCCUUGCAACCUCUAGCUGACCUUACAGGCCUAAAGGAACACGAGCUGUGGAUCCUGACUCUGGGAGCUGUGUUCGGGUUCUCCUCGUACGGGCCGAUCGCCCUGUUCGGGGUUAUUGCCAACGAAAGCGCCCCCGCCAACCUGUGCGGCACCUCCCAUGCCAUAGUGGCCCUCAUGGCCAACGUUGGGGGGUUUCUGGCUGGACUACCCUUCAGUACCAUUGCCAAGCACUACAGCUGGGCCACAGCCUUCUGGGUAGCCGAAAUCACCUGCACUGGCAGCACAGUGGCUUUCUUCUUACUGCGCAACAUCCGCACCAAGAUGGGCCGGAUUCCCAGGAAAGCUGACUGAGGAUAAGCUGCUUGGUGAAAAGGAGGCUCCCUCACCGACGGGAACGAUGCUCGGAUUUUUGUUUAACUGGAGUGAGUUUAUCUAUUGCUGCAACCUAGAUAAAAAUCUCAAUUUCUCAUUCACUGUCAGUUGCCAGAGGGCACAAGGUUCCUGCUGCUGAUCACUUUUUCCCUCGAGAUGUGAUAAUUCAGGUAGUUUACACUGGC
Messenger RNA from Nestor notabilis (Kea), 1212 nucleotides. RefSeq names its product solute carrier family 37 (glucose-6-phosphate transporter), member 4 (gene SLC37A4). Gene Ontology annotation, cellular component: endoplasmic reticulum membrane. Gene Ontology annotation, biological process: glucose-6-phosphate transport; phosphate ion transmembrane transport. NCBI's taxonomy places the organism in Eukaryota, Metazoa, Chordata, Aves, Psittaciformes, Psittacidae. The record is from RefSeq and is a predicted model, not a curated record. Gene Ontology annotation, molecular function: glucose 6-phosphate:phosphate antiporter activity. The annotation marks the transcript as partial. The transcript is spliced from 7 exons.